CAAUGUUGUCAUCAGGAGCUUUUCUGACGAAGUGUGCCAGAUCAACGAUUCUCUCCGACUUGAAGCCUCCUUCGCAUCACCAUCUCUCUCUCUCUCUCUCUCUCUCGUGUCCACUGUAUAUCUCUCUUUGUGUGUGUGUAUGUAUAAUACUCACACUCGCAAUCACACAUGCAUUAUCUCUAGUAUGUGAUGUGAGAGUCCAUCUCUUUCUACUACCAGUCUGCCUUUUGUCUCUGCAAUGGCUGCUAGUGCUAUUUCCUUUGACCAGGAAAUCCCAGCUAUUGUUGAUGGAAAUUGCGAUCUAUCUGUUGAUGGUUCAUGCUUUCAGUUAGUAAAGCCAUGUUUCGAUGAGGUCAACCAGCCGUGCUCUCUAGAUGUUUUGCCUCUGCUUUUUGAGAAGGCUUCGUUUCCAGUGGAAGAAAAAUGUGCCUUCCAGACUGCACAUGGCCAAGAUAUCUAUAGUAUUUCAAUGUUGUCUGAGGAAGACAAAACCAAUCCAAAAUGUACAUCCCAGCUAGCUCUUUUAAGCUUUGUAGAACUUCCUGUUUCACCAAAAAAGCAGAUGUGCUUGGAUCCUCAACUGAAUUGUGAUAACUUCAUUGGUUCACAAAUGGAAAAUGCAGAUGCUUAUUCGCCAUGCAUUGUGGAUAUAGAUAUUGAGAUGAAAAAUUUUGAAAAAAAAAAAUCCAAUAAUGAAGCUGUUGGAAGUAUAAAAAGCGAAGGUUUGCUAACUGGGGUACUGCAGAGACAAGCAAGCUUAAAAACAUGUGGAAGACUCAUGCAACUAUUUACAAAUCAUGGCUCAACUUUACUGAAGUUGAUUUCUAAAGAUAAGUCAUUCAAUGAGAGAGUUUAUGAUACACCAAAUAACAGAUGGAGAAAGUAUAAGCGUGCGGCAUCAUUUGAUUCAAGAAAAGUUGUUCUUCUCUUCUCAAUCUUGUCAAGUUUGGGGACACUGAUAUUAAUAUAUCUGACUCUUAGAGUUAGGCAGACUGCUGAUGGUUUUGUUAAUGUCUAACAAUUGUUGCCUUCUCUGCCUUUUUGAUUUGCUUGAACUCACUCAUCUGAAGUUGUUCCUGAGAACUGCUGUAGAAGUUCCCUUUGGUGCCCUUCACUUUGUUACAUUAAUUUCCCCCGUUCUGUAUAUAAGUCGUAGAUCCCAAUUCUAGCUGAUGCUUUAGGGCUUGUAACAAUUAAAAUGAAUUUUAUUUUAUUUUUUAAUUGUUUC
This is a messenger RNA of Hevea brasiliensis (rubber tree), 1228 nucleotides long. RefSeq lists its product as uncharacterized. Bases 239 to 1018 code for a protein of 259 amino acids. Lineage: Eukaryota; Viridiplantae; Streptophyta; Magnoliopsida; Malpighiales; Euphorbiaceae. The transcript is spliced from 7 exons. The record is from RefSeq and is a predicted model, not a curated record.